Molecule: messenger RNA, 1427 nt
Organism: Galdieria sulphuraria
Lineage: Eukaryota; Rhodophyta; Bangiophyceae; Galdieriales; Galdieriaceae
Product: phosphoribosylformylglycinamidine cyclo-ligase isoform 1
Exons: 3
Coding region: 43-1347 (434 amino acids)
Biological process (GO): adenine biosynthetic process; 'de novo' IMP biosynthetic process
Cellular component (GO): cytosol
Molecular function (GO): phosphoribosylformylglycinamidine cyclo-ligase activity; phosphoribosylamine-glycine ligase activity
Source: RefSeq, a predicted model, not a curated record
UUGUAUCGUUGGUAUCGAUAGAAAUUCCUUUUUUCUGUUGCGAUGGGUUUUCAAUAUGCUUCGUUUACACCACAGCACAAACAGAACCAAAUCAUUCUUCAAAAGCAUAAUAAUAUACUUUUUAAAAAGUGGGGAAAUAAAAAGCAACAAAAAAGUAUUUAUACAGUGAAAAGACCUGUACAAGUCUCUUCUUCUACGGAACCACCUUCGUCUUCUUGGACUUAUGCUAGGUCGGGUGUCGAUAUUGAUUUGGAGUCUUCAAGUGUUGGAGCUUUGAUCAGUCGUUUUAAAAGUGCUACGAAUGGAAAGGAUCCCCGUCAAGAUAGGAAAUACGGACGUUUAACCAGUAAAAGUGGUCAGUUUGCUGGUUUGAUAGAAUUUGGAGACAAGUUAUUGGCACUAACAACCGAUGGCGUUGGAAGUAAAUUGUCCAUUGCUGCAGAACUUGACUAUUAUGAUACAGUUGCCAUAGAUUGUGUCGCAAUGAACGUGAACGAUUUGCUUUGUGUUGGUGCAGAACCCAUUGCGUUUGUAGAUUAUAUAGCUGUACCCAAAGCUAAUCCAGAAACUUGGGCUUCUUUAGGAAAUUCAUUAGCAGUUGCUUGUAUGAAGGGAAGAGUCAGUCUUUGUGGAGGUGAAACAGCAACGCUUCCUGAUCUUGUAAAAGAAUUGGAUAUGAGUGGUACAGCUCUGGGUUGGGUUCCAAAGGAUCUUCAAAUCACGGGUGAUGAUUGUGCUCCCGGAGACUGGAUACUUGGUUUCCCUUCGACAGGUUUCCAUUCCAACGGAUAUUCUCUUGUUCGUUCCAUCAUAAGAGAUAAAAAUGUGACUCUUGGUGAACAUAUUGAUAUGAAUGUGGCCAACGAUGAAUUUUCUCAUAUUGAACGCUUUGAAACGACCAAAGAUGAAAAGCCAACAGUUGGAGAAGUUUUGUUGAAUCCAACCCAAAUUUAUGUUGACCCAAUUGUAGAAUUAUUUGAAAGUUGCCAGCGAACGCAGAAUCCAUGUAAUUUUUCUAGUAUCCAUGGAGCAGUUCAUAUAACUGGAGGUGGCCUAACUAACUUUUUAAGGUUGCAACCAGGCAAAAUAGGAUUCGAAAUAAUCGAUCCUUUACCUGUUUUACCUGAAUUUCGAUGGUUGCAGCAGUUAGGAACUGUUUCCAAUCACGAAAUGUAUCGUACAUUCAAUAUGGGAAUGGGUUUUGCUCUCAUUGUCGAGCCUCAGGCAGCCAGUCGUAUUCAAGAGUGGUUACAACAACACAAGUGCGUCUGUAAAACUGUUGGAUUAGUAACAAGUUCUGGUAAAAUGAUACAUCGAGAUGCGAAUGUUUCCUAUGAAAGAUAUUAACCAAUGUUUGCAGUUAUAAUUUCCGAUAUAUCAAGUAGCUUGUUCUUCCGAUUGUACGAUAAAUUCGGUCGUUUCUGGAU